CGUCGAGUCAGCGCUGUAUAAUCGACAGCAGUUGAUGUUUCUUUCUUACGUUCGGUCAAAAUGGCGGUAAUCUGGUUGCUCCAGGUCCUCUUCACCUCAGCACUGGGCGCUAGCUGUCUCCACAGAGGACAAAGAGCGGCUGAUGACGGGUUCCUCAUGGUCAACACCAGCUACGGCACUCUCAGGGGAAAGGUGGAUUCUACACCUUCAGUUCCUGUGGCCAAGUUCUUGGGUAUUCCUUAUGCUAAACCUCCAACAGGAUCACUACGCUUCAAAGCUCCCGUUACUCCGGAUAAGUGGAACGGUGUCAGGGAUGCACUUACAGUUGGGAAUGAGUGCUUGCAAAAAGAUAUGCCCCUUUUUAAUUUUCAAAAGACCACCCCAAAACGAAGUGAGGACUGUUUGUUCUUGAACGUGUACUCACCCACACAGAGAAAUUCCCAGACCCCACUGCCUGUGAUGGUGUGGAUACAUGGUGGAGCGUAUGUAAUAGGGUCCGGUUCUCAAUUUGAUGUCACUUCUCUAGCGACAAAAGGAGUCGUGCUGGUUUCUUUGAACUACAGGCUGGAUGUUUUUGGCUUCUUGUCAACCGAAGACGACACAUUGCCAGGAAACUAUGGGAUGUUGGAUAUGAUCGCUGCUCUACAGUGGGUGAGGGAAAACAUUGCUUAUUUUGGGGGUGACCCGAACAUGGUGACUAUUUUUGGGGAAAGUGCUGGCGCAGGAGCUGUCUCUCUCCUCACUCUGUCGCCCUUAGCUGAUGGUCUGUUCCAGAGAGCGGUUAUGGAGAGUGGCGUUUCUCUUUGUCCUUGGUCAAUUGACUACCCAGGAAAUCGAGUGUCGUCUCGCAUGAUAGCCCGGCUGACGAGUCAGGUCGCUCAGUGUGACGACUUGAAUAAUCCAACAGCGCUUUUGUCAUGUCUACAACAGAUUGAUGCAAAUAAACUACUAAAUGCUUCCAUUACCAUUUUUAACGCAUUGGAAGUGGGAAUAACAUAUUUGACCCCUAGAGUUGAAACAACGUUUGGCUUCUUACCAGAGUCACCAGCUACUCUUCUCUCUAAAGGAAAAAUCAGCCACGUAGACACCAUCAGGGGCUUUAAUAGUGAUGAAAUCGGAUUAUUUACUAACGUUUUCUCUAAAAGUCCACCUGUUCAAUUCUCAGAGAAGGUGGCUAGACAAGUUAUUGGCGAGCAGCUUCAACAAUUCACUAAACGUGACCAGGAAAAACUUCUGAAAGUAUUGACGUCAACGUUUUUGACAAACACGUCCAGCAGUGAUGUCUUAAGGAGAGCAUCUCUAGACGCCAGGGACAACUUUUCCUUUGUGGGUCCAACAAUCGUGGAGCUGGAUUACGUUGUGCGCAAUGUCCCAGAUAAGAAACAUUACUUGUACGAGUUCAGUCACAGACCAAGCUUCAGUAAACGUCCACCAUGGAUGUCAGCUAUACACGUGGACGAGUUAUUUUUCGUUUUUGACGUUCAAGAGAAAAGGUUCACCGACAAAGGCUUUGGGCCUCCUGAUGCUGACGACAUUCAGGUAUCUCAACAGAUGAUGGAAAUGUGGACCAACUUUGCCAAGACUGGGAACCCGACGUCAACAGUGCCCACUGGUGGAGUGACGUGGAGCCAAUACCUUAGCCCUACUGCACCUCACUAUCUAUUUAUUAAUUCUGCUUCUGAGUUAAGACUCUGGUCACAGCCUGAUGUCGCAGAUGUAUCUCGCAAAGUUCUCGACGUUUUAGAGUGAAGCAGCACAGCAUCCGUUAACGUCAGUAUUGGGUAGAAGAUUGAAAAUACUGAACAUAAAAUUGAUAAACUUUUAGUCAUCCUUU
Messenger RNA from Aplysia californica (California sea hare), 1834 nucleotides. Its product is annotated as acetylcholinesterase. The record is from RefSeq and is a predicted model, not a curated record. The coding region runs from base 61 to 1749 and encodes 562 amino acids. Lineage: Eukaryota; Metazoa; Mollusca; Gastropoda; Aplysiida; Aplysiidae. The transcript has 2 exons.